Messenger RNA from Pleuronectes platessa (European plaice), 7181 nucleotides. RefSeq names its product AMP deaminase 2. The transcript has 18 exons. Gene Ontology annotation, molecular function: AMP deaminase activity. Lineage: Eukaryota; Metazoa; Chordata; Actinopteri; Pleuronectiformes; Pleuronectidae. The record is from RefSeq and is a predicted model, not a curated record. Gene Ontology annotation, biological process: AMP metabolic process; IMP salvage. Gene Ontology annotation, cellular component: cytosol. The coding region runs from base 16 to 2766 and encodes 916 amino acids.
GGGCAACCAAGGAGGAUGGCCCUCAGCAGGGGCUGGGGAAGCCUCAGGCUGCCUCUCAGCUCGUCACUGUGCAGCACGCCGGCCGAUCUGCUGUUGGCUGGGAGGAGGAGCCAGCUCUGCAGUGGAGCGUCUUCCAGCCCAGUAUGGUUCCUGCCUCCCCUCUGCCCCACCAUGAGACAGAGCUCCAGCAUUAGAGCCCCUCCCUCCCUCUGCUGGCCACUGCGCCGCUCUGACUCUUACUGCUCCAGUGAUAGCAAGAGCACAACUGGCAAGAUGUCAUCCUCUUCCUCCACCUCCAAUGGACAAGGGAAGCCUAAACCUAAAUCCCCCUUUCGCAAAAGGGGGAGUCUGCAGAGCACCACCAUUCCUGAUCUGUGUGGUGCAUCUGGGUCCAAGCCCCUCAAGCCCCAGCGAUCCCUGCCAGGGACGCCUGUUUCUCUCACACACUACCCGAUUGACCUGCGGACAUCCAUGGACGAAAAGUACAAAGAGAUUGCAGAGGAGCUGUUCACACGCAGCAUGGCAGAGAGCGACAUGCGAAGUGCUCCGUACGAGUUCCCGGAGGACAGCCCCAUCGAGCAGCUCGAGGAGCGGCGGCACCGUCUGGAGCGGCAGAUCAGCCAGGACAUCAAGCUUGAGCCAGAGAUCUUGCUCCGCGCCAAACAGGACUUCAUGAAAAUCGACAGUGCGGCAGACCUAGAGUUUUUGAAGGAUCAGAGUGUGGAUACUCUGGAUGAUGGCUUCAUGGAAAGAGAAAUGCCACUGGAGCGCGAAUACCAGCGGGUCUCAAUAUCUGGCGAGGAAAAAUGUGGGGUCCCCUUCACAGACCUGCUUGAUGCUGCUAAGUGCGUGGUGAAGGCGUUAUUCAUUCGGGAGAAGUACAUAAACCGAUCCAUGCAGAACUUUUGUAAGACCACAGCUCAUGCCUUAGAGGAGCUCGGGAUGAAGACUGUGGAUUUUGGAGUCUAUGAUGAUGUAGCAGAGACCCCUGUAGAUAAUGAUGCCCCCGUCCACGCACCGGUUUCAGAGACACACCCCUACGACAAUCUGGACCCUUUGAACAUGCCAGCAGACACAGGAUAUGGAUGCAAGAUGGUGGAUGGAGUAGUUCAUGUGUACACCAACAAAAGCAACAUGGACAAAAGUGCAGAACUGGACUUGCCAUAUCCUGACUUGAAGGAGUACAUCGGAGACAUGAAUGUGAUGAUGUCCCUCAUCAUUAACGGGCCAGUGAAGUCCUUCUGCUACCGCCGCCUACAGUACCUGAGCUCUAAGUUCCAGAUGCACAUCCUCCUGAACGAGAUGAAGGAGCUAGCUGCUCAGAAGAAGGUUCCUCAUAGAGACUUCUACAACAUCCGGAAGGUGGACACGCAUAUACAUGCAUCGUCCUGUAUGAACCAGAAGCACCUGCUGCGAUUCAUCAAGAGAGCCAUGAAGAAGUACCCUGGGGAGAUCGUUCACAUUGAGCACGGCCGGGGUCAGACCCUCAAGGACGUGUUCGAGACCAUGAAUCUCACAGCCUUCGACCUGAGUGUUGACACUCUCGACAUGCAUGCGGACCGUAACACAUUCCAUCGCUUUGACAAGUUUAAUGCCAAAUACAACCCCAUCGGCGAAUCCAUCCUGAGAGAGAUCUUCAUCAAGACUGACAACCACAUCGAAGGAAAAUACUUUGCACACAUAGUCAAGGAGGUGCUGUAUGACUUGGAGGAGAGCAAGUACCAGAACUCCGAGAUGCGUCUGUCUAUCUAUGGCCGCUCCCGAGACGAGUGGGACAAGCUGUCUCAGUGGGCUGUGAAACACCGAGUGUACUCUGAUAAUGUGCGCUGGCUUAUCCAGGUGCCCCGUCUAUUUGACGUGUACCACACAAAGAAGCAGCUGGCUAAUUUCGGGGAGAUGCUGGAGAACAUCUUCAUGCCUCUGUUUGAAGUCACAAUAAACCCCGCCAGUCAUCCCGAGCUGCAUCUCUUCCUCGAACAUGUUGUGGGCUUUGACAGCGUGGACGACGAGUCCAAACCUGAGCACCACAUUUUUAACCUUGACAGUCCACUGCCGGCCAAUUGGACCAAUGAGGCCAACCCGCCCUACUCCUAUUACCUCUACUAUACCUACGCCAACAUGACUGUGCUCAACCACCUGCGGAGUCGGCGAGGCCUUCAUACGUUUGUCCUGCGGCCUCACUGUGGGGAGGCGGGGCCGAUCCACCACCUGGUGUCAGGUUUCUUCCUAUCAGAGAACAUCUCCCAUGGGCUGCUGCUCAGAAAGGCCCCGGUGCUGCAGUAUCUUUACUACCUGGCUCAAAUUGGCAUUGCAAUGUCCCCACUGAGUAACAACAGCCUGUUCCUCAGUUACCACCGCAACCCACUGCCAGAGUAUCUGUCCAGGGGCCUCGUGAUAUCUCUGUCCACGGAUGAUCCCCUUCAGUUCCACUUCACCAAGGAGCCACUAAUGGAGGAGUACAGUAUCGCUGCGCAAGUGUGGAAACUGAGUUCCUGUGACAUGUGUGAGCUGGCAAGAAACAGUGUUCUUAUGAGCGGAUUUUCAAACAAGGUCAAGCGUUAUUGGCUGGGCCCUAAACAUUCCAAGGAGGGGCCCAUAAGCAACGACAUCCGCCGCACCAACGUCCCCGAUAUCCGCGUGGCGUACCGCAGCGAGACGCUCUCCGAGGAACUUCAACUCAUCACCCAGGCCGUGCGCACAGAGGAGCUGGUCACUAUCGAUGAGGAGGACGCUCUGUCCAUGGGCCCUCUGCCCAGUCAGCGCUGAAAUCACUGGCGGUCGGUUCUGGUAAACCUAGCAUGACACUGGAGGGGCAGUGUGAGAGUCAUUUUACAUACAGUAUAAUCCCCGCCAGCCAUCACUAUAGACAUAUGCCGCACAGCUACACAGAUAUGAAAACACCAAGGAUACAGUGCUGCUAGAGCUCCACAGCCUCCUCGUUCAUCCGCUUCCUUUGUCUUAGUCAUUUUUUUUAUGUUGCGCGAAUGGAUUGUGAAUCCAUUUAGUUGUUAAAAUAGAAAAUUUAUAUUUGAGUUCUCCCCACCUCUGUUGGUCACGGUGUCACAUUUAGCCUGAGGAGGAUCAGCAGGGAUGGAUUCGUGGCCAGUGUUUACCUCACCGACCACACAGCUCUACUCUCUUGUUUAGUCCACGGGUCGGACUGGCUGCCACAAAUGAAUCCGUGGAUAAAAAUAUUUUUGUUUAUUAUGAAAAUGUGGAGGGAGAGGUUAGACCACAGUUUGUCAUAUAAAUAUAUAUACAUCCAAUAUAGUGUGUAAUAUAAUGGAAUAAUAAUAAUAUAAUAACAUCAUCUGAAACACUGAUUCAGUGAUAUGUUUUCAUCAAAAUGAAUACAUAAGCAGUUUUUCAGACACGAACUUCAGAUAAUGUCUACACAAUGGGGGCUGCACUUUCUCCCAAGUUUGAUUUUCAUAGCUGAAGAACGCAGCAGGAGAUUCUCCGCUCAGACGCGCUCACAACAAUACAAAUCUUUCAGCGUUCAGCUGAGGGGUGGCGCUGCAUGCAGGAGGCGGGACAUGAUGUGUGAAGUCUGCAGCAGAGAUCACAUGUUUUUGUUUACAGCGCAUCCCCAUCAGCUGUUAUCACCAAAAGCUCCAAAAUGUAUUUUUUUGAUGACAACUUUCAAGUUGACAUCUUUGUCUGCGUCUUCUAGGCAUUUGGCUUCUCAUUUUCACCCUGGAUUAAUAAUAGUGUUCCAGCUUCUGGUCCGUUAUGCAUCAGAAACAUCCCCAACAUUGCCGACCUGCUUGCAGUGAAUCCUCUGGAUAUUCUCCUGCUGUGUUAUCACAUGAUCUUACUCUGAGAUUCUGCGGACAUUUUACUUGGGUGCUGGCAGGAGGAACUCCACAUAAUGUCCACAUCAAGUGACUAGGACAUUUGAGUUCUCAAAUACAGCCCCAUCAGAUGGUUUCAUGAAUUUAUCUGGAGAUCAAAACAUGCCUGAAAGCAGCCAUAGUAUUUCUGUAAAUUUAUACUAUAUAUUCACAGUUAUAUAUAGUAUAAAUUUACAGAAUACUGACAACCAACAUUUACACAUCCAGAACAGUAAACCUGUUCUGUUGUUCUUGUUUAUCCGUCUUCAUUAAAUGGAUAUAAAUAAAUAAAAUAAUUCUGUGAGAUUGUUGGUGAAAGUAUGACAACCCUACACAUCCAACAUUGACCGGUGGCAUAAGGUUGGUGUUGUUCUGUCUGGAUGCAGCAGUGCUGUUUAUCAGCCGUGCAUGGCGCAUGGUUUCAGAUCUUUUAUCCUCAGCCCUGAAAAAAAGACGCUGACUUUCUAUGGUCAACUGCAGACAUUCCAUAAAGCAAACAGAAAUAAGUUUCAGUAAAAUAAUGUUGUUUUGAUAUUUCUAUGAGAGAUAUUAAGGGAAAAUGUGUAUUGUACUUUAUAAUCGGCUCCAGUUAGUGAGGAGGAGUGUUGCCAGGGGAGAACCUCCUCACCUCUAUGGCCACUAUCACUCUCAUUCCUUUCCCCAGAAAGUCGUGGAGGUUAUUUUCCGUCUGCAUGCCGUGCACUGUGCAUAUGCACCACGACUCCACAGUGCCUUUUCAUUUUCAGCUUCGGGCCCCGCACGCCCACGUCCUCUCCAAAUUUGUUUACAUGUAAACACCUAUUGAAUAUUUGCUCCUCGGGCCAUUGUACAGUCGACCAUUAUGCUGUUGUCAUGUCCACGCCGGUGGAACUGAAACCACCCAGCUGCAUGCUUGGUGUGACAGUUUUGACCUUGGCCUUCUUUUGAGGAGAGGAGUUGAUGUGUCUUUAAUUCUCAGCUGUAAGUGCGUGUUUGCAUGCCUGCAUGAAGAAGUGAUGACAGGAGAGAAUAUGAGCAAAGCGGAAACAUAAAGCAUCUUAACUAAAUCAGGGCUGCCGACCAGCUUACGAGUCACACAUCUGUCUGUGGUGAAUAUGACAGCAGACAAAGGACUCGCCAUGUGGACAUGAGUAAACCCUGCUGGGUCACGGCUGUGAACGUCACAUGGUUUCUUGUAGCAUUUGCUUCCAGCUCAACCCCAAAUCUGGUGAAAGCUGGGAUCACACGUCUCUUAUAUUUGUCUCACACCGUCAUCGUGUUAUCGAACUACUCUCCUGUCACUGGACACUGUCCAACCUCCCACCAAACUGUGAACAUUCUUCCUUAACCUCGACACUACUGUCGGGUUAUUUAUGAUGCCAAGAUUAGAAGAUAGUGAAUCAGAAAACUUUUGCCUUUAUAUGAAUAAACAGCUGUAAUGUUUUAGGUGUGUUUGCUUUAUAGAAAAUACGAUUGAAAGGUGAAAAUCUAUCGUGAUUCAGGAAGAGAGCAUUAGAUUAGAAGUGUUCAAGGGAAGCACGGAAGUUGGGCGCUGAACCAGCUGGACCGUGAAUGAUAGGGUUUCAUGUAUAAAGUAUAUUUUUAAAAAGGCAAUAUAGAGAUAAGAAAUUUUAUAUUCACAAUUUAUGGAUGUCAAGGUUUGACACUUAGUUUUGUUGCCGUUGAUCAUGGAGUAGAGCCUAUGUCAUGAAAAUGCUCAAUGCUCUUUUAUAGUUUUUAGCUUUUUUUCAAUUUCUUUAAUAAUUUGACUAAAGUCUUUUUGUCACCUCUGUCUGUUUUAAUAUCGCAGCAACUGUUUUCGCUCAUGUUUAAUUUCUUAUCCCUGGUUGUUCUUAUUGUGUAAGUACACAUUCAACACUCAUGACAAAAAGCGGCAUGACUGAUACCUCUCACUGUAAAGCCAAAAACUGUCUCUGUUUAAAAACUAAGAUUCAUAAAACAUCUGUAAAUCAGCACAGGUGACCUUUUUUGUUUUUGUUAGAUGCAAAGACUGAUCAACCACAGACUGUGUAUAAAGAUGGACGACAUGACGGGUCCUCAAAGCAUCUCUAUCACCACCUGGUGGCUGGCUGCAGUACAGGUCAUAAACCCCACCUCCUCCAUGUUAGCGGAUGGGGCAUGGACCAAACCAAAAAUAUGUCAAAGAUGUAUUCUGUCAUUUCCAGUAGUUCUUGUCAAUUUUUUAUUAUAUUUUGUUCAAAUAAUAAUUUUCCGCUAAGUUUUUUGACUUUAAUUGAUUAUUUGUUGCUGAAAAGAAACACUUUAUGCAGCAUCAUGAUUGACAGCUGAGACUGACUUGCGAUUGGUCGAGCGCAGGUAUUGGCGGGACCUUGCUACUGCCCCCCCCCCCCUCGAUCGUUGCUGCACAGACUCUGCCUCCUAAUGCACAAGAUGGCAGCGUUCGUAUCCCUGGUUUUUUGUGGCUUAAUUUCUGGAUAGUUGGAGGAAGUGAAGACACGUCGUCCAUCUUUACUUACAGUCCAUGUGAUCCACACUGACUUGUCCUGAUUCCAUUACUCCACAGGCGAAAGCACAAAAUAUUUUUAAGAAUAUUUCUUAAAUUAUUUCAGCUUCAUUCUGUUAUCGACCAUUAAAUAGUUUCAAUGUUUAACAUCCACCCUGUUGACCUCAUUUUUGAUGACAGUCUAUCUGCUGUCAAACAUUAUCACAUAAAGCAAAUAGGAUCUGGAUUCAAAUGUUUUCCAUCCACUCGGCUUCCAUCCGUUCAUCUUCAUGUUAUUUACUGUUCUAACGUCCAAGACACCACAGAGUCACUCAUCUGUGCACUCACGUCACAGUGCACCCUACCUCACAAAUACUAAUCUAUGAUCAUGGUUCUGAUCAUUUCAUGAUAUUUUCACUAUUGACUGGUACCGACUAUUUUCUCAAUUAAUUGCUUGCUCUGUAAAAUGGGAAAAAGGAGAAAAUGGCCAUAAUAACUCCCUGUAGUACAAGUUUAUAUCAGAUUGUUUAUAGAGCCCGAAUAUAUCUGCUUGACCUUGAUUAGAAAAAAGAAAAGAUAAAGAUAAACCCACAAAUUGUCACGUUUCAAAUCUAUUUCUCACAGGUUAAUAGUUUACAAUCUAUAAUGAAAAUGUUCUGUUUCAGUUUUAUUUCUGUGCACUCACUUCACAGUGCAUUAAUUACAAGCUCACUCUAAAAUUGUUUGUUUAUUUGAUAUUUUUUCUCAUAAAGUUUUAUGUUUUGAUUUAGCCUGAUAUUGUGUCUGUUGAUCUGUAGCCACUUUAUUGCCUGAAACGGAUCACCAGUGUUUUAUACAUUCAAAUGCUUCUGCCUAGAUUCAUGUGUAAUGUCUGAACAAUGAAAUAAAGCAUGUUUAUUCACUUA